This is a messenger RNA of Erythranthe guttata (spotted monkey flower), 1899 nucleotides long. Its product is annotated as E3 ubiquitin protein ligase DRIP2. Gene Ontology annotation, molecular function: ubiquitin-protein transferase activity. The record is from RefSeq and is a predicted model, not a curated record. NCBI's taxonomy places the organism in Eukaryota, Viridiplantae, Streptophyta, Magnoliopsida, Lamiales, Phrymaceae.
AUACCCUAAUUAAAGUUUGAAAUGUAAAUAUUAACCAUCGGUUACAGCUCUCGGAAAUUUCAAAACUAUCCAGAUAUAGUAGAGUACAAUAUUAUUAUUAUAAAGUCAUUUUUCUUUUGGGUUUCAUUCAUUCUGCUUUGUAACAACGAAGACCCUCUCUCUCUCUCUCCUCUUUCUCUCUCUAGAUUUCGACACCCAAAUCCCCUCCAACGCACACCAAAACACACACACACACUCGCACAGAUCACCCACAACGCGCCACCCUCUCUUCCCCCAAAUCACCUCUCCCCAGAUUCAAAGGUGCUCGCAGCUAUAAAUCCCUAGCAAAUCUCCGGUAUACAGUGGAUGAAGAAGGAAUGGACGUAAAUCACACCACCAUCAAUUCUGUGCUGGAGCUAGCAUGCACCGCGUAAGAUACGUGGCGAAUAGUUUUGAUUUCUCCAGUCGAUUUUAGGUGAAUCGGAGAUAAUUAGAUGUCGCACCAGACGGUGAAGGUGCGGCGGGAGGCGGUGGUGCCAUGCAUGACAUGCCUUCUCUGCCACAAGCUCCUCCGCGAUGCCACCACUAUAAUUGAGUGCCUCCACACUUUUUGCAGAAAGUGCAUAUACUACAAGCUUUCGGAUGAGGAAAUGGAGUGUUGUCCAAUAUGCAAUAUAAAUUUGGGAUGUGCUCCAGUUGAGAAGUUGAGGCCGGAUCAUAAUCUACAAGACGUAAGAGCAAAAAUAUUUCCUCAUAGGAGAAUAAAAGUGAAGGCCCCUAAUUCUGCAACACCCGUUAUGUUGCCAGCUAAGCGAAAAGAAAGAUCGCUCUCAUCUUUGGUGGUUAGUACACCGAGAGUUACAGCACAGACUGGCAUGACUGGUCGAAGAUCCAAAUCCAUUGCAAGAAAAGCUUCAAAGGGUUCAAAUUUUACCAUCGAAAAACCCGUGACAAACACCAUUGGAGACCACCUUGAAAGCUUUAGCUCACAGGAGAAGUUAAACAAACUUUCUCAAAAUGUGAAACAGAAUUCUGCUGUGGGCGAGCCAUCUAUGCAUUCUGAGAAUUACGAAGGAAAAGUCGAUUUGUGGAAACCUUUAACUUGUUUGGUCGAAGCAGCGAAUGGGAGCAAGUCUUCUAAAUCUGAAGAACAGCGUACAUUUGACAAUGAGGAGGGUCUUCUCAGGAAAACAAAAAAUAAGGAACUUAGGAAGAAGGCAAAGGUUAAAGAUGAGAAGAAUUUUAGUGACCAUAAUACCCCUCUAGAAUCUGAUAAGCCUAAAAAGAUGCGCAAAAUACGUCACAAGGUGCAAAAUUUUGGUGAAAUGAGGGUUUCGCCACAGGUGAUGCUCGAUGCUGCUAGUGCUAAAUCUGAGAGAAGGAAUUAUCCAAUUUGGUUCUCCUUAGUGGCCUCUAAUGAACCGGAAGGAGAUGCACCACCCUUGCCUCAGAUCUCGGCAAGUUACUUGAGAAUAAAGGAUGGGACAAUACCAGUUUCUUUUAUUCAAAAGUACCUUAAGAGGAAGUUAGAUCUGCCUAACGAAGUCGAGGUUGACAUAAAAUGCAUGGGGCAGACGGUGGUCCCCACAUUGACCCUGAACAAUCUAGUUGACCUUUGGCUUCAAACAACUUCUACCGACAGAGUGUCCGCCACUAUCGGCUCUUCUGCCAAGGACUUUGUCAUGGUGCUCGGUUAUGCUCGCAGACUUCCAAAUUCUUGAACGCAAUUUCUAUUCUGUUUUUUUUUUUUUUUUGAAUUUUUUUCCAUUUCCAGUUUAUUAUAUAAAAAGUUUGCAUGAGAGUUGAUCUUCGAAUUCGUGGAAGUGUUGUAACAAUAUAUGUAACUUAUGAUGUUUGGGAGCACAAUCCUAAGAGUUCCGUUGAUGUUUUCUUUCUUAUAUGAUGUUUGUUUUCUCUUGA